Molecule: messenger RNA, 4251 nt
Organism: Sclerotinia borealis F-4128
Lineage: Eukaryota; Fungi; Ascomycota; Leotiomycetes; Helotiales; Sclerotiniaceae
Source: the annotation of a GenBank genome assembly
AUGCCUAGACAUACCAAAAAGAAUGGAAUCUUUGAUUCCCAUGGUUUGCCGAAACCGAUUAUUGAAGCCGUGCAGACUACUGCCAACACCAUUGCCAGCGCCGGUUCAAGACGUGCAAUCGGGUAUUCAACUACCCCGAAGCAGCAUUACACUCAAAAUGGAAAUACGUUCACACAGAGUACGUUGAUGCCUGAGCUAGCUCACGGCUUAACAUAUACUCUCCGUCAGAGGUCAGACUCCCUCGAACAUAUUUCAGCUUUGAAAAGGACAUGCGAAUCCAUGACAAGAUACCUUGAAGAAAAUCCGGUCUCAUAUUUUUCCCGUGUAAUACCGAUUGAUAGCGAUGAGAUUUUCAUGCUCAAUAUGGGAAGACGGGUGAUGUUUGUAAAACCAUAUGCAAUGUACAAAGGUGUACGAGGCAAAACUUAUGGAUUUAUCCGAUUCGAAGGUGGGGAGGUCAAAUUUAAAGCCGCAAGUGGUUGGGGGAAAAGACCACCUGGAGAUUAUGACGAUUCAUUGAGGGAUAAUGAAUUCUGGUCAUCUCAAUUAUUGCAGUUUUGCAAUUCCCUAGGCUUCAAACUUCGGAGAAAUUGCUGGGAUAAAACCGAAGUUGGAAGGUACGCAGCUUGUCACGUUGAGAAAAAGCUUAUAUUGAUGCUGGUCUGCGAUUUGAUUUACGACAUCGAGACCGGGGAUAUCGCUAUGUUUCGGCUCGAAGAACUUCGGGAAAGAAGACUGCGGGCGGAAAUAUACCUGGAUAAAGACCCUUGCGAUGGUUGUAGGAACUUUGCUAUUGAAUUGGAAUAUGGGACAGGCAUCCAUUUCGAGAUAAUCACGGCAAAAACUCUUGUGGAAGCAGAAAUGGUGAAGAAGGAUGGGAAGAAACAGCUGCAAGCAAAGCAUGUUUCACCGAUGAUGCAUUCUCAAUUGUUGGAAUCUUCUACACCCAAGAUGAAACGGCCAACGAAGCUGGUGGACUAUAGCAUCCCUGAGAUUCCCUCUUCCUGGAAAAACACACCUGGGGGAAAGCGUAAAAGAAUGAUGGAUAAGGAUGAUGAGGCAUUUGUCCCCGAGGAAUUGCAACCAAAGGCCAAGAGGCUGCACGACAACCCUCGAAAAGUCGAUGAAGUCAAUAAAACAAUGUCAAAUUCGAUGACUUAUCGUUUGGGAAAACCAACCCCAACUUAUAACGCGCCCAAGGUCCUUACCAGCAACGCGUCACAUUCUGAUUCAUCUCAUCUGCGAAGCACCAAGGUAGACGUGAAGUCGGCGAAAGUUGUUUUGCCAUUGGGUUCAAAAAAGCAUGCCAAAGCGUCUCCAUUGCGGGCCACAGUACUGAACCAUCAUUCAGCGGCAAACAAGAGUAGCAAACUACUCAAUGACCAUGCUGGCCAUGCUGUACCAUCUGAGCGAUCACGAACGAUAGCUCAGCUUCAGCAGGCAAAGAAAAGUUUACUUCCUAGGCCUGGCCAUAAUUUGCCACUCUUUCACUGCGUACCCUCUUCGUCUUCAAACUCUCAAAAGGAAGUUAAUACAACCUCGGAUGAUUCCGAUUAUAUAAGCUCAAGAAGUUCGAGAACAGCUUCACUUGAUGAUUUCGCAGCCACACCACCUUUGCGGGUCGCAAAAGCUUUGCCUACUCCUGGAACAACGCCGUUGAGAAGAUAUGCAGAGGGUUCAUACUUGGAGAAGUCCAGUGCUCCUGAGUUUAGUACCGCAACAAGAUCUAUCUCUAAGUCAUACAAACGGACUCCGAUCAAAUCCGCGGUCUCUAACUAUCGGCCACCAGAACGAAUUAAUUCCAGGAGUAUUGAUUUGACCACUCCCGAGCCAUCACCACUGUUAAAGAUAAAGCAGUUUCAAUACACACCACCUUCCAAAUCUAGCAAACAUCGCUCAGAAAAGAAGGUCCUCCCUGUUCCGUUCAGAUUGUCCUUCCAGAGUCUGAAGAGCACUGGUGCGACAGGAGACGACCAUGUCCAGCUCAUUGAAGUUGGCAUAUGUUGGGCACCAAAACUAUCUGGCUUACAUACUAGUACAGAGCAGCGUGACAACGUCAUUGGUUAUGAGGACUUUCACUACAAACAGGAAGCUGUUGUAGCCAGUGCAAGCCGAAUCUAUACCCAUAUCAUACAAGGAAAGUUGAGCGGUCGGGACAUGGUGCAACUUGCAGCUCUGUGUAGUGUAUUUCCUGCUUUCUGGUAUCUGCGAAACGGAAGGAAGAGUAAUACUAGAUCCUUUACCUCCAAUGACUCAAAACCACUCAAUGGGAAUGCACAUGGGACAAUUCCCAAAAGGAGCGUUGAUAUUGACGACUCCGAAAUUGUCGACCCGGGGCUAUUGAAAAAGCAUUCUGAGAUAAGAUCCUAUACCACGAGUCGAUUUACGUAUUCUUCACUCCGGAUUUUCUUCAGCAGACAUGCCCAAGCCGACAAAUUACCUACAAAACCUGCUCCACUACCUCUAUUAGUUUUUAUUCAUGGUCUGGGAGGCUCAGUAGCGCAAUUUAACCCUCUAUUAACAAGCCUUGUGAAUUUGGCAUCAUGCCUUUCAAUCGACUUACCAGGCUGCGGUCUUUCUGCCUUCGACACAAAACUACCUUGGGAUGCGUAUACUGUGGAUGCUCUUGCAGAACUUGUGGGCAAAAUUAUCGAGGACUACAGGGAAAAAGAUACGGGGCAGGGUGUGGUUUUGAUUGGACAUAGCUUGGGGUGCUCAAUAGCUGCCUUACUUGCAUCUACAACGUCGCCGCGAACAAUUGCGCUAUCAGAGAAUGUCAUGGGCCUUGUUGCAAUAUGUCCUCGCGCCGAACCCCCUAGUGAAGACGAGGUUAGUAAGUUUAGGAAGCUGCUAUUGGUCCCAGAUCUCGUUUUUGAUCUUUGGCGAAACUGGGAUCGUCGAGGUGGGCCUGAUAGUGCUAGUGUGCAUAGAUUUGUCGGCCAUGGAGCGGAUGAGGAGACGAAGAAGCUCCAAGAACGAUUCAACAGUCAGAGUAAAACAGCAGUGUGGAGGAGGAUGGCAAGUGGAAGUCUGCCAAUCUACCAGAACCAUAUUGCGAAAGGUGGGCUUGCUGGGGGAGAUAUCUGGAAGGGUUUGGAUAUGCCGGUCUUUCUUAUUGCUGGGGAAGCGGAUAAUAUCACAAAACCUGGGGAGAUUGAAAAGAUUGCUCAAUUUCUUGGAAAGUCUCACCCAGUUCAAAUUGAGCUCAACGACAAAAGUGAGCCUAUUAUUGAUGCAGCUGCACCUGUUGAUAUACCCAAAGAGAUGAAAUCCAAAAGCAACGGAAUCGAUCCUAUGACCGAAAGAAAUAUCUUCGAAAACAAUCCUAGUACCGCUAUAGAUUCGUCAGAAGACCCAUCGACAUCAGAUGACUCUGAAAGAACUGAAAGUAUCCCUCCCCAACCUUUCAGACCCAGGAGGGUUUUAAAGACAACAAUCAUUCCAGCCCCCGCUUCGCAUGCCCUGCUCUACAUGCCAUCCACUGUGAGAACUCUUGCAGGUCUUGUUUCGGAUUUCCUUUGCACCCAAGUGUCGCCUCGUUUAUCCUUGGGUUGGCAACUGCAGUUUCUCUCCACUUCCGGCAAAUGGGAUGUGAAAAAUCUGGCAAAGUGGCAAGCAGUCACUCCCGUUUCUGAACCCAUAGCGGGCGUAUUCCGUGCCAUGAAAACGUUGAGAGAGGUAGAUGAUACUCAUUGUCCGGAGGUGUUCGUGAGUAAUUGGGGCGAGCAGAUCAAGGAUAUUGUGGAUAUUAGUCACGAAAGUCCCGUGUACGAUCCUCGAGGUCUUGAGAAAGGCGGGAUACGAUACCAUAAAUUUCCCACGGUAUCUAAAAUACCACCUACAUCUGACGACGUCACCACCUUCAUCGACUUAAUUGAUCGAUUACGAGAUGAGCAGACAGUAAGGAAGGAAAAGGAAGGCGUCGAGGGUGAAUGGUUUGUGGGGGUACACUGUCACUACGGCUUUAACAGAACUGGAUAUUUCAUCGCCUGUUAUUUGGUGGAAAGGUGUGGGUAUGGAGUUCAAGGAGCGAUUGAUGAAUUCGCUAGGAGAAGACCGAAGGGCAUUAAACAUGCGCAUUUUAUGGACCAGCUGUUUGCAUUGGUUUUGGGGGCAUCGAGUCGGACGCUAUACUUCGCAGUCAUCACCAACAUUCUUAAUUCCUACCCAAACAGCGGUAAAGACGGAACGACAAGUUUAUCAGAUAUGCAACAGAGAUACGAACUUCUCAUCUCUCGCAUCGCAAACUAG